UAAGUUUUGGACCGUAGAAGAAGAAAGUGGCAUGGAGAACCAGGAAGUCCGUACCGGUAAAUCAAGACAUAACAGACGGCUGAGCUCUGAGCCGGUGAGAGAGCAUGCAGUAGAGGAAACCUUCCCGUCGUCUGUAUCAUUUAAUGGCGGAUUUUGUUGAAAAUAACGGCCGAGAAACUGAACAACCUGACGGGACAGACGGCAGCACCGUCCCUCCGGAGCGUCAGGUUGAAGCAGGGGACCCCGCGGUGACAGCAGCCCGGGGAUUGUCACUGUCACCCCGGGGACUGAGCUCAGACCAGGAGAGGAGGAAGAAGUUAGUGCUGCAUAUCGACCUCAACAACACCAUCCUGGUGUCCGACGCAGUGACGAGUCAGGGGACCGUGGCUGCUCUGGACUACUUCCUCUCCACUGUGACCUGGGGGAAGAUGAACAAACAAGGAAAGUGGGAGUGGCUGAGCGACUCUCCCUCCCUGCUCCCUCCGUGCGAUGAUGCCGUCAGUUACUACUCUAAGUUUGGACGGACCCCAGGGUUCACCUCUGCUGCUGGACGAUGUUUCCGUGGAGUUCUGGAUCAGCAUCUGGAUCUGCUCCUCUGGCCGGAGGGAGCCAAGGGAGACAAAGACAUGGCAGUGAAAGGAGAGGAUGGGCGCCUGUACCACUGGAUCCUGCCCUCCUUCUUCCAGCUCUUUAAAGACCUGGUGCAGGAAGGCCGGGACUUUGCCGUCAUCUUUCGUACGUUUGGAACCGAUCUACCUCGUGUGCUGAGUGCGAUGUCCAGAGCACUAAAUGAAGGAACUCACCCACUGUUCCCAGAUCUGCCUGAUCUCAAGCUCAGUGUGAAUAUGACUCCAGGCAAGAUCCGCUGUAAUAAUAGAGGGACCGUUGUCAGCCGAGGCGAGGACCGCUUGUCGUCUCGAGACGGAGAGAGAGGCCUGUAUGAGUACUUCAGCUCGGUCCAGGGCCUGGGAGGAUUUCAAGACCACUUUGAUUGGUGGAUGACCAACAUGUACUCAAUCCGUGGAGGGAAGCCACUGUGGGUCGACCCCUUUGACCAAAAUGUCCAGCACAUCUUCAUCGAUGACAACAUACGGCAGAAUGACAAGGAUACUAUAGUUCACCCAAAGGUUUUCUUGCACUCAGGUGGUCUUCCGACUCGCACAGCCAGCACCUCUGAGCUUUAUGACAUCACGCUGGUCCAGACCGACCUCCUGAAGGCCAUUUCUGACCCGAGCUACUUCACUCAGCGUGUGAAGAUCUGCCAGGAGAACUAUGACAGGAAUCUCCAGCAGGGGGCAGGAUAGAACUAACUUCAACACCCCUCUACCAUGUAUGUCUGUUUGUCUGUGUUUCACUAACACAGACUCCACAAUCCAAGCAGAGACAGAGACACAGUAGACAAGAGAAAUAAACAGCUUUUUGAAAGACAAGAGUUAGGGAAAGAAGUGUGUUAAUUGAGGGAAAAGUAAGCUGCAGAAUAACAGCUGGGAAGUAUUUUUAACAGGACACACAGGCUUAUAACGGGGAAGGUGGUGUCUCAUUCAGUCCCACUCAGCACCUUUAGGACCUGUUCUUGCACUUUGUUACUCGGGUUGUGAAGGUAAAGUGUCAAACAUGAAGUAGGUCAAGACUUUUUGGAAGAAAACCUGGAGGCAAACUUUCCCUUAGCUUGGUAUUCUUAGCCUGGACAUUGAGCCAGAAGCAAAGAUGAGAGAGAGGAGAGAGAAGAAGCAGAAAAGAUGAUCCCAGACGGGUGUUUACUCAUCAACGAAAGAGGGAAUUGCACCAAAUCAUGUAGUUAUUCUGGUGUAAUGUUGCUUUAAAAAAUGCAGCUGAAUCACAUUAAAAUCAAAUAUUCCACUACAGAUUUCAAUACAAACUAAAAGCAUUCAAUGAGAAUUUAAAAGUUGUGGCAGCUCGUUAAAACACGAUGAAAACAGCAGUACACUGUUACAUGAUCCAGUCUGUUGUCCUCACGUGAACCACAGCCAGAUAAGAUUUUGACUUAAUUACUCACCGAAGCAGCCGGAACAGACUCUGAUUAAAGGCUCUGGAGCUAAUCACUCUGAUGAACCGCCCUAACUCUCUCAAAUCUGCGUCAGGCAGCAUAAUUGGGGUCGGAUAUGGUCCAAAGCCUCUUUAAGUGUUGUGUUAGCCGGCUGCUGAGUGAAAUCCAUCGAUUGUCUUCCUCAAAGCCGACAUGUAGCUUCUCCUUUAGAUUUACUUUCACUUCCAUGUUACUUCUUCCUCGUUUACAUCCAUCCAGACACAACUAAAAAGACUUGAAAGUUUCCAGAUGACUGUGAAGUGAUCUGAUAACUGAGUGUGUAGCUGAGUGGUGAGACCACAGAGACGCACUGUAAACACAUGCAAUCAGAAGACUUCAGCUGUGAGAAUUAUUAAAGAUGUUUGAUUCAUAAAGUACAAUAUUACGUUCAUGGUAACAUGUUUAAGGUCACACAAAGGUCAGGUUAAUGUCUGUAUCCAGAGAGCUGUUGUCAGAGCAGUGUCAUUACACAGCACAUAUUGUUUGGUUAAACACAGCUAUAGGAUGUUCUUGUGCUGAUUUAUUUAAUGCAGUUUUUAUUACUUAAAGGACUUUUGUGUGAAACUUUUUCUGAGUAAGAUUGGUGUGGAAGUUUAAAUCAGACUUUUGCUUUGUAGGUUUUAGGAUAUUUAUUCAUUUUUCAGCUUUCAGGGAGAUUUCAUGUGGCUUUAUUUUCUCUCAGGUCAGAUUUUGACGAUCAAUCUAAAGGUAAAAUGCUCUAAUGUAGCUUUUUGAAACAGUGGAGUGAUAAAACCAGUGUUAUACCUUUAACAGAGUGUGCACGUUUCAUUAAAAGGGGAUACACACGUGAGGCCAUCGUAAGGAUGGAGAGCUCUGUUGGCAGUAGCAUCACAGUAGUUUAUGAUUUAAGAGUUAAACUGAGAGUUUCAGAGUGCAAAGCGAGGUCACACCUCUUCUGUAGAACAAAACACACAUUUAACUUAUCAAUCCAGGAACUAAUUAUUUGAUGCGUAUUUGUAUUUUAUAGAGUGGCCCAUGUUCCAUCUGUUAACACAGGGGUGUCAAACAUGCGGCCCACGGGCCAAAACCGGCCCGCCAGAGGUUCCAAUCCGGCCCGCAUAACGACUUUGCAAAGUGGAAAAAUUACAGAGAAGACAUUAACUGGAAGUUUUCAACAAAAGUAACUACUAUUUCAAAUUUGUCCUCUGGGGGUCGCAUAUAAUCAUAAUGCUGACGGAGCGCCCUGAACGGCACUUUUUUUCCGGGACUUUUUUUCUUAAAGUGAGAAAUCAGAUGACUUGCUGUUUGCAUAUUCCGUUUGAGAUUCAUAAAGACUCUUUAGAGCACUAUAAGAUGAUCCACUAAAUACUAACACUAGCACUACACCCCUGCAUACAACACUGUCCAUCAAGCAAACUGUUAAUGCUGGAGCUGGGGGGUCAAAAAUAAUAAACUUUACCUUGUUCAUUACAUAGACUGUAAAAAAUAUGGACGUAGUAUCCGUGACGUCACCCAUCUGUUCCUGAGAGCUGUUUUGAAGCAAAUCGACGGCGGCAGCCAUAUUGGUAAUGCGGAACUCAACUAGGCAGAGUGUGACGUAGUGUGACGUAGUGUGAGUCUCUUAGCCAAUGGCUGUGUGUUCCCGACCGGGAGUCACGUCAGUCAUGUCCUUAUUUGGGCAAAACUCAUAAUCUUAAUAUCUUCUUAACCGUCACGUUAGAAAAAAAUUCACCCCCCGUACAGUGUAUGCCAUUAGAGAGAUUAGCGUUGUAGGGCCAAGCCGUUUUUUGAACCAGGCUGUAAACAAGUUUAUUAAUGCUGCAAAGAUCGUCUUUUUCCCAUUCAUAUCUAUGUGGUUUCCGGUGUUUCUGCAGCCAGCCUCAAGCGGAUUUUCGAUGUAUUGCAGUUUAUAUCACUUCCGCAUUGGCUUCAUCGUUUGAGACCGGAGUUUGCCGCUUGGUUCAUUAUUAUAAUCUCUCUGUUCUUUUGCAGUAAACAUUACACUCUGGUGUCAGGUGAAUGGGUAACCUGUGUGUUUGGUGUGUUAGAGUAAAAUAUUCUGCCCCACUAUGAGACUCAUCAUGGCAAAAAAUACAACAGCUGUUUUUGUUCAAAGAUAGUUCAUUAAAUGUGAACAUUUUCAGAAUGUACUUUUUUUGCACUAAAACAAAGGGGAAAAUAUAGAGUUGUUGUUAUUUAUAGGUUAUUAUGUUGUGAUUUUACUGGUCCGGCCCACUUCAGAUCAACUUGGGCUGUAUGUGGCCCCUGAACUUAAAUGAGUUUGACACCCCUGUGUUAACAUUAAGGAGGCAGGGUUUAUGACCUUAACUGCUUCCAGUCACUAGGGGAGCUCUAAAUGUUUUGGCUUUCGUCUGGAAACACUUGUGGGAUUCAUUUUAGUGUCAGUCACAUUUAAGUCAGUUUUACAUUCAUACAGGUUAAAGUGAUGACUGUUUCACUAACAUUUAGGGACAACAAAGUUUAUUACACACACUCAAGAAAAAACAAAACAUAGAUAUUUAAAAAAUAUUAAUAAAGUAUGAAAAGUGAGAAAGUAGUUUUUAAAAACAAAGGAACGGCUUGCAGCUGCAGGUUGUGUUGAUUCAGGUAUACUGAGGACGGAUCAAGCCGUUCAGAUUUCUGCACUCUGGUUUUACAUUUAGUGGUUAGGUUAAUAAAAUGUAUCCUGGCUCUUUGCUUUAAGAGUUUUGCACUCUGAAAAUCGUAGCAAAUUUAGCUCAGGUUAUUACAAACUACUGAUAUACCGUGCACUGAGGUCACAUCCUAUGUCGAGUUCUGCAAUUUUUUCUGACGCACACCACAUCAAAACUUGAACAGCUUGUCUAUUUAUUCUUCUGGUGUCAAAUGUUGCUUUAAGAUGUUGAAUAAACCUUUAAGUUUUUUGGAUAAA
Notolabrus celidotus (New Zealand spotty) is the source of this 4919-nucleotide messenger RNA. RefSeq lists its product as uncharacterized. The transcript has 6 exons. Bases 144 to 1304 code for a protein of 386 amino acids. NCBI's taxonomy places the organism in Eukaryota, Metazoa, Chordata, Actinopteri, Labriformes, Labridae. The record is from RefSeq and is a predicted model, not a curated record.